CUACGGUGUACUCGCCUUCCAAUCUCUUGGGUUCCAAAUUCAUUUUCUUCUUUCCCAUUUGCCGAUUCAACCUCUCUUCUCCCCCCCUUUAGAUCGAAAGGCCAAAUUCAUAAUUCAAAUUCUGGAAAUUUCCAUUCUUUCCAAUCAUUUAACGAAAACCCCCAAAAAAAUUCGCUGAAAAAAAACAUUUUUAAUGUAAAUUUUGUAACAAAGAGUUGUGGAAAAAUAAAACCCCCCAAAUUAUUAUUAAAAAAAAAAACGGAUUUUGCUUAUUUGUUUCAUCAAAUUGGAUUGUUUGCGCAAGUGGGUUGUUGAAUUUGAGGAAGAAGAAUUGUGGGCAGAGGAGAAUUUUCUAAAUUUGUGGAGUGCGAUAGAGGCUUUUUGUUGCGUGCUGCAGAGGUUUUGAAUUGUUGCGUUUUGGGUUUCUGAAUUGGUGACGAAACGGUGACGUUUUGAAUUUUGUGGAGAGAAGAAGCAAAAGCUGGGGACUUUUGAUAGCCAAAACGACGCCGUUGGCGUUGGAGGAAUGGAUUGCAGGGUGUGUGUCGCCGCCCCUCUCGAUUUGUGGGUCAACGGUCGUGGUGGUGGUGGUGGUGGUGGAGGUUUCAGCCAUGAGAGCGAACACGAUUUGGCUAUGAUGGUUAGUGAUUUCUUAGAGAAUGGUAGCAGUGGACCUGACUCUUGGUGCAGCAGUGAUAGUGAUUCUGGUCUCUCUGAUUUUGCUCAUCUCUCAGACAAGAUUCAGAAGUGUAAACUUUCGGUGACUCAGCAUGAGAGUGACUUGUUUUCAGCUGUUCAUAGUCUCAUACGAUCAAUGAAUGAGAGCAACCUUCAAGGUAUGAAUUCCGGUCCAUGCUAUGCUAGCUGUAUCAGGUUUUAUCUUGUGAAGCUCAUGAAGCUUAGCGGAUAUGAUGCUGGUGUUUGUGCAUCCAAAUGGCAGGCUAGUGGCAAGGUCCCAGGAGGUGAUCAUGAAUAUAUUGAUGUGGUGGUCAACAAUAACUCUGGAAGCUCAGAGCGAUUGAUUAUUGACAUUGAUUUCCGAAGCCACUUUGAAAUAGCUAGAGCUGUCGAUUCCUACGAUAGGUUACUGAAAUCGCUUCCUGUUGUUUAUGUGGGUUCCUUUGCCAGGCUAAAGCAACUUCUUGGAAUAAUGGAAGAAGCUACUAGAUCCUCUUUGAAGCAGAAUUCUAUGCCUCUUCCGCCAUGGAGAUCUUUAGCAUAUUUGCAAGCGAAAUGGCUGUCGCCUUAUGAAAGAUACACACAUUCGGAAGGAAACAACAAUGACAGUAAUAACAUCAAUGAUGCAACUUGCUUCAACCACAACCAAUGCUGCGGAUAUCUGAGGAGACUACAGUCUUGUCUUCAGUCAGGAUUGGAAGCCGAGCGGAUGCUGAAGGCUCGAAACAGCGAAAGUAACCGGAGAAUGAAACACGAUAGGUGGAGGCACUCCCUGCUAAGGCCUGUUUGACACAUGUACAGCUUUUGACUCCGAAGUUUGGAGGAGACUGAGUGAACAGAAACCAAUUUUUUGCGGCUUUUUUCUCUUUUCCCUUCACAAAAUAUUCAACUAGUUUCCUAAUAAGUGUGAUCCACCACAAUUGCCAGGUUCAUAUAGCUCUACACAUUACCUGCAAUAAGCCAUCUUAUAAUCCAUAAUUCUCUUUUACUUUUUUUUUUCUUUUCCUUUUGGUGUUUGAUGUAUAACACGAAGUUUAUGUUUCGAUUUGGUGCCCAGUUAUAGUCCAUGGAAUUGAGUCUUUUUAAACUGUACCUGAAGCACAGUACUGGGUUUCCUCCCAUAUCUCAUAAUUGAUUCCUCACCUCGUAUUUGUUUGGUGUAGGAAGAUUUUGUCUCUUAUUAUACUUUAAUUUAUAUAUUUUUAUGAUUA
Arachis duranensis is the source of this 1889-nucleotide messenger RNA. RefSeq lists its product as uncharacterized. The record is from RefSeq and is a predicted model, not a curated record. NCBI's taxonomy places the organism in Eukaryota, Viridiplantae, Streptophyta, Magnoliopsida, Fabales, Fabaceae. The transcript has 3 exons. The coding region runs from base 527 to 1468 and encodes 313 amino acids.